Messenger RNA from Cyprinodon variegatus (sheepshead minnow), 1406 nucleotides. RefSeq names its product otolith matrix protein 1-like (gene otomp). Gene Ontology annotation, biological process: iron ion transport. Lineage: Eukaryota; Metazoa; Chordata; Actinopteri; Cyprinodontiformes; Cyprinodontidae. The record is from RefSeq and is a predicted model, not a curated record. Gene Ontology annotation, cellular component: plasma membrane; early endosome; recycling endosome. The transcript is spliced from 9 exons. The coding region runs from base 145 to 1260 and encodes 371 amino acids.
CCUACUUUAUACCUCCUCUCUCUGUAAAGGUUAUUUGAGAGGGAGGGGGCUGAAUUACUUUUUCUUAACCCAUGAAUUCCACCUGGUCUUUUCCUCUGCUGACAAACAGAAUCAUUCAGAAGGUUGUCUUAGACCAGAGCCGACAUGGAGAGAUAUACUGCAGCUUUUCUGCUUUUUCUGCCUCUUCUGAGAGUCAACUGUGUCUCCCAUCAAAAAACUACAGUCUCCUGGUGUGUGCUAUCGGAUGCCGAGGAACAGAAGUGCCUGGAUUUAGCCGGUAAUGCCACGGCCAAGAACGUGAGGGGGUCCCUGUUGUGCGUCCGUGGCCAGAACACCAGAGACUGCAUGGAAAAAAUCAAGAACGGCACAGCGGAUGCAGCUUCAAUGUUUGCAGAUGAUAUCUACGCUGCUGGUCUUUGCUAUGGUCUAGAGCUCGCAGCAGGGGAGUCUCACAAUGGAGUCGAUGGAAUCAGCUACUAUGUGGUGGCAAUGGCCCGGCGCUCCUCUUCAGACCUCUCUUUGCUGGAGAUGCAUGAACGCAGCUCCUGUCACCCCGGCAUCCGUACCACAGUGGGCUGGACUGUUCCCAUCGGCUACUUGGUUAACACAUCCCAAAUCAGUGUAGGAGAGCAGUGCAAUUUCCCCAAAGCUGUGGGGAACUUCUUUGGCUACAGCUGUGUGCCCGGCAUUAAGGACCCGCUGCAUGAUCCCAGAGGAAACAACCCCAAGAACCUUUGUGAGGCUUGCAUAGGAGACGAGAACGACAGACACAUCUGUGUCAACAACCAUAGAGAAAGACAUUACGGAGAGGCAGGGGCCCUGAGGUGUGUUGCUGAGAACCUCGGCGAUGUUGCGUUUGUCAAACAUACAACUGUCUUUGAUAAUUUGGAUGGUAAGAACCAGGAAUCCUGGGCCUUGGAUUUAGAGCUGGAGGAUCUCAAGCUGCUGUGUCCAGACGGGACAGAGGCAGGUCUGCAUGAGUUUCUGCGAUGCCACCUGUCAGCUGUCCCUGCCAACGGGGUGGUGGUGCGCAUGGAGGAUAAGUGCCGUGUCUGGAAAUUCCUGGAGCGUUUACAGAAUGUGUUUGGCAAUGCCACAGAGGGCUUCAGCCUGUUUAGCUCGGCGGGCUACGGCCAAUCCGAUCUGCUGUUCAGCGAUGCCACCCACCACCUGCAGAGAGUUCUGGGUAGUUACACCUCUUGGCUGGGCCCCAGUUACACCACCAUUCUGCAGGCCUUCGAGUGUGAGGGUUUCUGCUGAUGGAAGAGGGGGAAGAUACCCAGUCCACCCCAUCCUGCUGUCUGCAUGCUAGUGUUCUGCCUUUCCGCCCUGCCAUCUGUGUCCCUCUGCUUCACCAUCAUUUUCAUUUUUUCCUGUUUUGCUUUACGUUGUAAAUUUUUGUUCUU